Oikopleura dioica is the source of this 957-nucleotide messenger RNA. The record is from the annotation of a GenBank genome assembly. Lineage: Eukaryota; Metazoa; Chordata; Appendicularia; Copelata; Oikopleuridae.
AUGAGCUCUGUGGCUUGCGAUACGCAAGGAAUAACCCAGCCAGUUACGACCACAUGCAGUCCUUCUCUCUUUGGGGUAAGUAUUCAUAAAUGCGUUUUUGAGGAGCUGCGAAUGGACCCCACGACGGCCUUUCUUUCCGGCCCUGGUAGCAUAGUCGACACUCCCUCAUCAACUGCAAGUAAUAACUGCACGGGAGAGAUGGUGGAUGAUCUGUGGAAUUUUCAAGUUGGAGGGGAUGUCCGAGACUGCGACACAGCGAUUGACAUUAAUGAUACAACGAUUCUAUUUUCAAACAGCGUUUCUGGAACUGCUGGAAUUUCGACGGCCAAAAUCACCCGAGAACGCUCUCUCCAAAUUGACUUUUCUUGUGACUUCGAAAAACUCAUUCGAGUUUCGACCGCCAACCCCGCUCGCACAUCCCUUUACGAAAUCAACGUCGACCUUGGUGGCGAGCUGGCUGAGUUUGACAUCGGAAUGGCACUUUACAAAGACAGCUCUUUCACCGAGUUUGUGCCCUCUGAUGCUGUCCUGUACGUCCCCAACCCACUCUUUGUCGGAGUAACGAUGCUCGAAGCUCAUCAGAAUCUGGUCAUUCAACUGGAACAUUGCUGGGCGACUCCCACUGACGAUCCAGACUCAGAGCCAAGCUACCAUUUCAUCAACGACUACUGCGGAGAUGAGAUAGAAAUGAGCACCUACCACACACUCACAAUGUUUCAAAAUGGUCAGAGCAACUUUGCAGCCUUUAGCUUGGCCUCUUUCACAUUUGCAAUUGAUCAAACAUCAGAUGUAUUCUUCCAUUGUGAUGUUCGCGUUUGCGACAGCAGCACUGGUACGUGUGAGCCUGACUGUAGUGAAAACAGCCGUCGAAGAAGAAGCACGGGAUCUUCUACCGAGGGUAUUUCGCAACUCACAAUCGGCCCUGUAUCAUUUAAUAACAACCCUUACAGUUGGUGA